This is a messenger RNA of Juglans regia (Persian walnut), 675 nucleotides long. RefSeq lists its product as uncharacterized. The coding region runs from base 1 to 675 and encodes 224 amino acids. The record is from RefSeq and is a predicted model, not a curated record. NCBI's taxonomy places the organism in Eukaryota, Viridiplantae, Streptophyta, Magnoliopsida, Fagales, Juglandaceae. The transcript has 2 exons.
AUGCCUGCUACCAUUCAAGCCUUGGAGGAUGCUUCAUUGGACUCUACUACUCCCAUCACAAUAGUUUCAGCUCUUCUACAUCAACUUAGCAAUGAGUUUGCAGUUAAAGAUUUGGGAGCACUAUCAUAUUUUCUGGGUAUUCAAGUUCAGAGAAACUCAGAAUCUCUUCAUAUGCAUCAAGGCAAGUACAUCUUGGAUCUCCUUCACGACACCAACAUGGUUGGUGCUAAGCCAGUAGCAACAACAUGCACCUCAGGUGGAAAAUUAUCCAAGCAUACUGGUGAUCCACUUCUUGGUCCUUCAGUCUAUCGCCAUAUUGCUGGAGCUUUGCAAUACUGCACCACUCGACCAGAUAUUGCUUAUAGUGUCAACCUGUUAUGCCAGUUUCUACACUGCCCCACCUAUGUUCAUCUCACUGCAGCCAAGAGAGUCCUUCGAUAUCUAAAGGGUACACUUGACUUUGGUCUCCAUUACAGCAAAGGAUCUUUAGCUCUUCAUGGCUUCUGUGACUCAGAUUGGGCAGGAAGCCCUGAUGAUCAUAAAUCCACUACCAGGUACUGCAUCUUUGUAGGUCCAUGCCUCAUUUCUUGGACAGCCAAGAAACAACCAGUGAUUGCUAGAUCCAGCAUGGAGACUGAAUACAGGUCCAUGGCACUUGCUAUUAUUGAACUCUAG